Penicillium soppii is the source of this 1047-nucleotide messenger RNA. Its product is annotated as zinc-dependent alcohol dehydrogenase family protein. NCBI's taxonomy places the organism in Eukaryota, Fungi, Ascomycota, Eurotiomycetes, Eurotiales, Aspergillaceae. Gene Ontology annotation, molecular function: zinc ion binding; oxidoreductase activity. The transcript is spliced from 5 exons. Bases 1 to 1047 code for a protein of 348 amino acids. The record is from RefSeq and is a predicted model, not a curated record.
AUGACUAUCUCUAUCCCCAAGACCAUGCGUGCUCUGCAAUACUCUGAGCCCAAGAAGCAUAAGAUUGUCGAGGUCCCUGUGCCUGAGCUUCGUGAGAAUGAUGUUCUGAUCAAAGUCAAGGCCUGCGGUGUUUGCGGCACUGACCUACACAUCCAUGAAGGCGAGUUUAUUGCGAAGUUCCCCUUGAUCCCCGGCCACGAGACCGUCGGUGUGGUCGCUGCCAUUGGUCCCAAAGUCAAAGACUUCGAGAUCGGCGAGCGGGUUGUCGCCGACAACUCUGAGCUGUGCGGCACUUGCUUCUACUGUCGCCGUGGAGAUGAGCUGUUCUGUGAGCACUUCGAAGCCCACGGCGUGACAAUGAAUGGCGGUUUUGCCGAAUACUGUGCCUACCCCGCUGGUAGAGUCUUCAAGAUUAAGAACCUGUCCGAUGUGGACGCGACUCUCCUCGAGCCUGCCUCUUGUGCCGCCCACGGCUUGGACAAGAUUGCUCCCAAGAUGGGCUCAUCUGUACUUAUCUUUGGUGCUGGUCCCACAGGUCUAGUUUUGGCUCAGAUGCUCCGUCAGAAUGGUGGCUGCAAUGUGGUCGUCGUCGCCCCUCAGGGGUUGAAGAUGGAUCUGGCCCAGAAGCUCGGUGCCGGAGAUAAGUACAUUGAGUUGUCUCGCGAGGCUCCUCAAGCUCAGUUUGACGCUCUCAAGGCCGAGAACCCGUAUGGAUUUGACAUCGUCGUUGAGGCCACUGGUAGCCAGAAGAUCCUCGAGGACUCGAUUAACUACGUUCGUCGCGGUGGUAAGCUUGUCGUGUACGGCGUGUACUCGAGUGACAUUCGGGUUUCAUGGUCGCCGGCCAAGAUCUUCGGUGAUGAGAUCACUAUUCUUGGCAGUUUCUCCGAGACCUACAAGUUCCCCGCCGCUGUUGACUACCUCGACUCUGGAAAGGUCAAGGUCGAUGGUAUCGUAAAUAAGGUGUACAAAAUCGAGCAGUGGGAGGAGUGCCUUGAGGCAAUGCGCAACAAGUCCGCUAUCAAGGCUGCCAUCGUCUUUGAUUAG